CAAAGCCGCUGCAAAAAGCUGCGACAAAAACGCAUCGCGGGGCGCUUAGAAAUUGAUUUGCGCACGUAGUUACACUCCUGCCACAGCAGCGCUGCCGCUGCCGCAACUACAACAAACAAGGAUGGCCCAGCAGCCCGACGCCGCGGCAGCCGCCCAGCUCGCGCGCAUCAGCCACGGCUCCUACGGCUUCAAGGGGUUGAAGGACCACUACGAGGACCGCGUGGAUGCGAAACACCUCGGCGGGUUGGGUUUGUGGUUCGGCGUCUACGACGGGCAUGGGGGAGAGCACGCGGCAGACUACGUGCAGGCAAAUCUCGGCAGCGCCGUCGAGCGUACCAUUGGAGAGACGAUCCCGGGCUUCGAGGAGCGCUUGGGGGACGCGCGCGAGACGGCCAAGCGGCGCAAGCUCGCCGAGGGCACAUCCACCACUGGUCCAGUGCUCCCCUCCGUGCGCGAAAAGGAGGAACUGCGGGCCAUCGAGAACGCGGCGAAGGAGGCCGAUGCGCGCAUCGAGGAAUUGAGGGCAGUCGGCUACGGGUCGCCGGAGCUCGCGGAGCUGCGGGACGCGCUCACGAAUCGGAGGCGGUGGUUGGAUAAAGCGUCCAAAAAACGAAAAGGCGGCCGCGACGCCGGGGCGGCGUUGUCAACGGUGGAAAAGGCCGCGAAGCAGCGGGCCGAAGCGCUGCGAGAGGCUGGGGCAAAAGCGGCGGCCGCCGCGACCGUCAACAUAGACGACGCGCGGUGGCGGCCGGCGAUCGAGCGGGCCUUCCUCGAGCUGGACGACGCGUUCCUGGCCGAGGCGGACCGGCGGAAGUGGGACGACGGUUCUUGCGUCUGCGCUGGAUUACUAUUAGAGCACGCGCGCAAGCUCGUCACGGUGAACCUGGGCGACUCGCGACUUAUUAUUGCAAGGGGCCUCGGCGCUUUGCGAGGUACCAUAGAUCAGAAGCCCGAGAGCGCGACGGAGAAGCGGAGGAUAGAGAAGGCUGGUGGGUAUGUGGUCGACUUGAAUGGGGUCUGGCGCGCGACGAGCGCGGCGGGCGUCGGGUUCGGGGUGGACCGGCGCAACAAGUCCCUGUAUUUGAGCGUGGCGCGGUCUAUUGGUGAUAGGCAACUCAAAAGGCCGACGGCUGUAUUGAGCGCGGCGCCGGACGUCCGCGUCCUUCCUCUGGAAGAUGAUGAUUUGUUGGCGGUCGUCGUCUGCGACGGCGUCACGGACGUGCUGGACGACGGCGCCAUCGUCAGCCUAGCCGUCGAGAACUUCGGCAAGCCCGAAGAAAGUGCGCGGCGGAUUGUGCGCGAGGCGUUCGCCAAGUCGCGGCGGUGUGAAAAUCAAAUAUCGACGCGAUGGUGUCUCACUGGUCGAUUGCCACAGGUCAGCGGCGGACAACGUCACCGCGGUCGUCGUCGAGUUCCCGUGGGUCGACGCGGCCAAGGUCGCGGCGGUCCGCGCCAAGGCGAAGAGCGCGAUCGCCGAGGCGAAGAAGCAGCAGGCGGACGAGCCGCUGGACAUGUUUGCGUAACCUUUCUAUUAUUGGUUUGCUCAGCAGCACUAGGCUUGGGGAUCGGCGUUUUGGGCCUGUUGCCCGGUUUACUCGGCAUCGAGUUGCUUCGUUGCUGGACACCAAACACUCGCAAGCUCGCACAUCGCGUCGUUCAAACGCUUCAAAGCGCACAAGCCAAAGUGAGUCCCGUCCCGUCCGACAACACUUCCCGCGCCACCGCUUUGGCCCCAACCCUCAGUGCUCAAGAGACACAAAAUUUUUGUGACUCGCAGGAGUGCCACUCCCCGCCCAAUUUAACCGCCGCACACACGGCGAAGCGCGCCCGGUGGGCGCGCGCGUUCGCCAAAACGAGAGCUCGUAACGCCCAGCCCGCCUCGCGCGGCGCAGCGUGGCGCGCGCGGCGCCGCACCGGACGCGGAGUCACACACAGGCAUCAAGGACCUCGGCUGGUGCGUGGGAAACGACGUGAGCCUGAAGAAAGCGU
Molecule: messenger RNA, 1989 nt
Organism: Pelagomonas calceolata
Lineage: Eukaryota; Pelagophyceae; Pelagomonadales; Pelagomonadaceae
Source: the annotation of a GenBank genome assembly